CCUAGCUAAAAUAUUAACCCAAUGGCAAUGAAGCAACCUCACGUAGUCAUCUUUCCCUUCCCACUCCAAGGUCACAUGAAGCCCUUGCUAUGCUUAGCCGAGCUUCUCUGCCAUGCAGGCCUUCAUGUCACCUAUGUCAACACUCACCACAACCACGAGCGCUUGGCCAACCGCCAAGCACUCUCGACUCAUUUCCCCACCCUCCAUUUCGAGUCCAUCUCCGAUGGCCUCCCCGAGGACGACCCCCGUACCCUGAGUAGCCAGUUGUUGAUUGCGUUGAAGACGUCCAUUAGGCCUCAUUUCCGGGAGCUGCUCAAAACCAUUUCGCUUAAGGCUGAAUUGAAUGAUGCUCUGGUGCCGCCUCCGAGCUGUAUCAUGACAGAUGGGCUCGUGACUUUUGCGUUUGACGUGGCGGAGGAGCUGGGGCUUCCCAUUCUAAGUUAUAACGUUCCUUGUCCUCGUUACCUGUGGACUUGUCUUUGUCUCCCCAAGCUCAUUGAGAAUGGCCAGCUUCCUUUUCAAGAUGAUGACAUGAAUGUGGAAAUUACGGGAGUGCCUGGAAUGGAAGGUCUUUUGCGUCGCCAAGACUUGCCAGGUUUUUGCCGAGUCAAACAAGCUGACCACCCAUCUCUUCAAUUCGCUAUCAACGAGACCCAAACCCUAAAACGAGCCUCGGCUCUCAUUCUUGACACAGUUUAUGAGCUAGAUGCUCCUUGCAUUUCCCACAUGGCCCUCACGUUUCCCAAGAUUUACACCCUUGGACCACUCCACGCUCUCCUCAACUCCCAAAUAGGUGACAUGUCUCGAGGUCUAGCAUCCCACGGCUCUCUUUGGAAAAGCGACUUAAAUUGCAUGACAUGGCUCGACUCUCAUCCAUCCAAAUCGGUUAUCUACGUCAGCUUUGGGACAUUGGUCCACUUGACACGUGCCCAGGUGAUAGAGUUUUGGUACGGCCUGGUCAACAGUGGACACCCGUUCUUGUGGGUCAUGAGGUCCGACAUCACAUCUGGAGACCACCAAAUUCCCGCAGAGCUGGAAAAGAGUACGAAAGAAAGAGGGUACAUAGUGGAUUGGGUUUCGCAGGAGGAGGUGCUGGCGCACAAAUCGGUAGGUGGGUUUUUGACCCACAGUGGGUGGAACUCGACGCUUGAAAGCAUUGUGGCCGGGCUGCCCAUGAUCUGUUGGCCGAAUUUGGGGGACCAUUAUAUUAUUAGCAGAACUGUUUGCCGGCAGUGGAAGAUUGGUCUCCAAUUGAAUGAAAAUUGUGACCGGUCCAACAUUGAGAGCAUGGUACAAACUUUGAUGGGACCCAAAAGGGAGGAGAUCCAGAGCUCCAUGGAUGCCAUUUCGAAAUUGGCUCGUGACAGUGUUGCCGAAGGUGGAUCUUCUCACAACAACUUGGAGCAGCUGAUCGAAUACAUUCGAAAUUUGAAACACCAGAAAUAGCUAGCUAGCAAGCUGGUGAUAUUAAUUAUAUUUCACUUUUCAUUGGAAUAAUUUGUUGUGUUAUUUGGUGAUGAGGUUUGGAAGAUUGGGUUUGAUAUGAAGGAUAAGUCUGAAGUAAGGGCUUCGAGGGAAGAUCAUGCAAGUGAGCACAUUCCCAAGUCGGUCGAGAGGUUCGCAAAAUUGGCUCAGAAUGCUGUUUGUGAAGCUGGCUCGUAUUUCGUACAACAACGUGGAGAAACUUAUUGAAAACCUAAUAAAAGAAAUUGUGUAUCAAGUAGAUUUGCUUAAGUUUAUAUGUCUUGUUCGUGUGUGCUAUUAUAUAUGUAUCAUUGCUUCUUGAAUAAACAAUCCAAAAUUUCCAUCCA
Prunus avium (sweet cherry) is the source of this 1811-nucleotide messenger RNA. RefSeq names its product 7-deoxyloganetic acid glucosyltransferase-like. Gene Ontology annotation, molecular function: quercetin 7-O-glucosyltransferase activity; quercetin 3-O-glucosyltransferase activity. The record is from RefSeq and is a predicted model, not a curated record. Lineage: Eukaryota; Viridiplantae; Streptophyta; Magnoliopsida; Rosales; Rosaceae.